Poecilia reticulata (guppy) is the source of this 1514-nucleotide messenger RNA. It is a transcript of the gene fam113, whose product is annotated as family with sequence similarity 113. Lineage: Eukaryota; Metazoa; Chordata; Actinopteri; Cyprinodontiformes; Poeciliidae. The record is from RefSeq and is a predicted model, not a curated record.
CACCUGUGUCUGGAGAACUAACGGCAGCCACAGUCGAACAAUUAUGCUAACUUUUUAAAAGCUCACACGGCGAUGUGGCUGUUUGGGUGUAUUUAAAAAUAUCAAAACGAUGAAAAGCCAGAAAGAGACGGCGAGCCACCAGCAGGCCCGCCUGCUGCUGCACAACAAGUUUGUCGUGGUGUUGGGAGACUCCAUUCAGCGCUCUGUAUACAAGGAUCUUGUCGUACUGCUACAAAAGGACCGAUACCUCACCUUAAGACAACUAAAGAGCAAGGGUGAGAUGAGCUUCGAGCUGGACUGCUUGGUAGAAGGAGGCUGUCUGAACCGAAUGAACAAUGGGACCGAGUACACAGAGGUCCGUCAGUAUCAGUCUGACCACCACCUGAUCCGCUUCUACUUCGUGACCCGCAUCUUCUCCAGAUACAUGCAGAGCAUCAUCGAGGACUUCCGUCACGGCUUGAAACCAGACGUGGUCAUUGUGAACUCUUGUGUCUGGGAUAUUUCAAGAUACAAUCCCAAAUGGGUCGACGACUACAAGGCGAACCUUAAGAGGUUCUUUGGUGAGCUGAAGAGUUUCCUACCAGAGGAAACGCUGAUCAUCUGGAACCUCACCAUGCCCUUAGGAGAAAGGAUCAAAGGUGGCUUUCUGGUGCCUGAGAUUGAGCACAAAGCUCCUCAGCUGCGUUACGACGUGAUUGAAGCCAACUUCUACGGUGGGACUCUGGCCGACAACUACGACGUAGACGUGUUGGACCUCCACUUUCAGUUCCGUUUCUCAUUGCAACAUCGAACCAAAGACGGCGUCCACUGGAACGCCAUCGCCCACCGCAGGAUCACCGCUCUUCUGUUACGGCACAUUGCACAAGCCUGGGGUGUGAUGCUGACUGCUGAUGAAGUUCCUGAGCAGAAGUCAAUCUACGACUGUUCUACAAAAUUUGCAGCUGCUGUGAAUUCAGACAGCUUUAGAGAGGAGUUCACCUCCGAUUCUUUGUCUGGUGCCUUCUUGAGCUUUGAAGACAAGAGGGCGCCAAUGCCACAUCGCCACGAAAACGCAGAGAACUUCCAACCUGCCGUCCAGCCGCAGCAGACCCGGCCACGCCGCAGACCUCAGCAGAAACAUUAUGUACCGCCCAGACAUGGUGUUGACAACGUACCUCCAUCCUCCUCCUACUUUGAGCCCUAUGAAGAUUACCACCAGCCCCUCAAUCAUCAGUUUGUGAUGAGGAACCGUCACAGCAGGCCUCACUAUGCCCCCUACACCCAUCACAAACCAGAUCACCGUCCCUUCCAUGGAUACUAAAAUGGAUCCAUGAAAGGGACAGAACAAAGCAUUGUUCUCUAAAAUAAAGACAGCUGUUUUGUAAUUGUGUACUCUGGGUUUUUAGUUUCACUAAGAGCCAAGCAUUUUAAUAUCUGCUUGUAAGAUUUUAGUUUGAGUUGUUUUUCCAUUAAGUAUAAUUUCAAGACUGUAUUGUUUGAGUUUAAAAAAAUAAAAUAAAAUUCUCACUACAUAA